AUGGUCAUCCAAAGUGUGGAUUCGGAGACGGAGUAUCCCCCAAUCUUCGAGGCCGACGCCGAUGAUAUUGCCGAUGAUAUUGCCGGCGACUACUUCGCCCAACAGACCAUAUGGGACAUCAGCAAACUCUCCAACACGACAUACCACGCCGACUACCACCCGCUUCACGAGAUUGAGGACUUCAUGGAGGACCUUGCUAUCACGUAUCCAGGCAUAGUUCAGUUCGACUACAUCGGUCACACAGGAGAAGGGAGGGAGAUGCUUGCUAUGAGGUUAUCUAAGCCUACUUCCCUCAACCUCACUGGCGAAGAUGCUCACGCAUCCAACGUGCGCAAGAUGGGCUUUGUGAUUACUGGAGCGCAACAUGCGCGCGAAUGGAUUGCAACGUCCACUGCACUCUAUCUCGCACACUCGCUCCUUGCUGACUCCGCUGAAGACUUUGCGCUCUCCUCGUGGUUGGAUUACUUCGACUUUUAUAUCAUUCCCGUGCCGAAUCCCGACGGCUACGUCUAUACCUGGGAAAAUGAUCGUCUCUGGUACAAGAAUAGACAGAACAUCGGCCCUGCUGAAAAGUGCACUGGCAUUGACAUGAACAGGAACUGGGGCUACAAGUGGAAGGCGAAAUCGCGUCUGCCGUCCAUUUCCAACGCUACGGACGAGUUUGCCCUCUCCCGGCCUGGUAAGGGCGUGGACGCGGACCCAUGUUCCACAUGGUAUCCCGGCCACCGCCCGUUCGAGGCCCCCGAAGUUAACAAUAUUGCCAACUACAUCCAGACACUCCCCAACCUCAGCGCGUUCAUUGAUUUGCGCAGCUAUGGCCAAAUGCUGUCUAUCCCGUUCUCACACAGCUGCAAGAAGACGCCGAAAGAUGCGGAGGACCAGCUCGAGGCUGCGCUCCGCGCGGUUAACGCGAUAAAGCAAGCUCACGGGACCAUGUUCACUAUCGGAAGCCUGUGCGAACAGCUGUACAGAGCAUCGGGCAACGUCGUGGACUACAUGUACAAGAAGGCGGGCAUCAAGUACGCGUACUCUGUCCACUUGCGCGAUACCGGGACGUACGGUUUCAAUCUCCCGGCGGAGUGGAUCAGGCCAGUCGGUGAAGAGACUGCCGCUAUGAUCAACUCCAUUAUGGGCUUCAUCACGAAGAUCAAACGUACGCCACCCCUUUCCUAG
Molecule: messenger RNA, 1173 nt
Organism: Dichomitus squalens LYAD-421 SS1
Lineage: Eukaryota; Fungi; Basidiomycota; Agaricomycetes; Polyporales; Polyporaceae
Product: Zn-dependent exopeptidase
Exons: 9
Coding region: 1-1173 (390 amino acids)
Biological process (GO): proteolysis
Molecular function (GO): zinc ion binding; metallocarboxypeptidase activity
Source: RefSeq, a predicted model, not a curated record